Closterium sp. Naga37s-1 is the source of this 1413-nucleotide messenger RNA. The record is from the annotation of a GenBank genome assembly. NCBI's taxonomy places the organism in Eukaryota, Viridiplantae, Streptophyta, Zygnematophyceae, Desmidiales, Closteriaceae.
AUGAAGGAAAUCGCCGAGACGUUUCUCGGGAAGAAGAUUAAAGAUGCGGUGGUCACGGUUCCGGCCUAUUUCAACGACUCGCAGCGGCAGGCGACGAAAGACGCGGGCGUUAUAGCGGGUCUGAAUGUAAUGAGGAUAAUCAACGAGCCGACGGCGGCGGCUAUCGCAUAUGGGUUGGAUAAGAAGGCGAGCCGCAAGGGCGAGAAUAACGUGUUGAUUUUCGACCUGGGCGGCGGGACGUUUGAUGUGUCGAUUCUGAGUAUCGAGGAGGGGAUUUUCGAGGUGAAGGCGACGGCGGGGGAUACGCACCUGGGAGGGGAGGAUUUUGACAACCGGCUGGUCAGCUUCUUUGUGCAGGAGUUCAAGCGCAAGCACAAGAAGGACAUCAGCAGCAACCCCCGCGCCAUUCGCCGCCUCAAGACUGCCUGCGAGCGCGCCAAGCGCACGCUCUCCUCCACGGCACAGACGACCAUCGAGAUUGAUUCUCUCUACGAGGGGAUUGACUUUUACAGCACCAUCACUCGGGCACGGUUUGAAGAACUGAAUAUGGACCUGUUCCGGAAGAGCAUGGAGCCAGUGGAAAAGUGUCUCUCCGAUGCCAAGCUGAGCAAGUCCCAGAUCCACGACGUUGUACUGAAUUCUCAAAAAACAUACGCCCCGCUCUCUCCUUCCCAAGGUGCAGCAGCUACUGCAAGACUGAUUCCGCGAAACACGACGAUUCCGACGAAGAAAGAGCAGGUUUUCUCGACGUUUUUGGACAACCAGCCGGGGGUGCUGAUUCAGGUGUACGAGGGGGAGCGCGCGCGGACCAAGGACAAUAAUCUCCUCGGGAAAUUCGAGCUUUCAGGGAUCCCGCCGGCGCCGCGGGGGAUCCCGCAGAUUAGUGUUACUUUUGACAUUGACGCGAACGGGAUUUUGAACGUUAGCGCGGAGGAUAAGACGACGGGGCACAAGAAUAAGAUCACGAUCACGAAUGACAAGGGGCGGCUGAGCAAGGAGGAGAUAGAGCGGUUGGUGGGGGAAGCAGAGCGGUACAAGGAGGAGGACGAGCAGGUGAAGAAGAAGGUUGAGGCGAAGAAUGCUUUGGAGAAUUACACCUACAACAUCAGGAACACCAUCCGGGAUGAGAACGUGGGCUCCAAGCUCCCAGCAGGGGACAAGAAGAAGGUGGAGGAUGCGGUUACCAGCACCGUCGAGUGGUUGGACCACAACCAGCUGGCGGAAGUUGACGAAUUCGAGGACAAGCAGAAGGAGCUGGAGGGCAUCUGCUCGCCGAUCUUCUUCCGCAUGUAUCAGCAGGGUGGGGGAGUAGGUGGAGGGAUGGGUAGUGAUGAGCCGAUGGGUGGUGCUGGUCCUGGUGGUGGUGCUGGUGGUGGCGGUGAGAAGGGUCCUAAGAUCGAAGAGGUGGAUUAG